Molecule: messenger RNA, 3720 nt
Organism: Histoplasma mississippiense
Lineage: Eukaryota; Fungi; Ascomycota; Eurotiomycetes; Onygenales; Ajellomycetaceae
Exons: 2
Coding region: 1-3720 (1239 amino acids)
Biological process (GO): telomere maintenance via telomerase
Cellular component (GO): chromosome, telomeric region; telomerase holoenzyme complex
Molecular function (GO): telomeric repeat DNA binding
Source: RefSeq, a predicted model, not a curated record
AUGGAGAUAAUGAGAAAGUGGAUUGCGCCUCUUGUCGAAGCCGCGCUAUGCUCUUACUUGGGGGAGCCCUUCCCAGACGAAGCGGCCUUACGGAACUCAUUGAAGCUGGUAGAAGAUGAUAACACCCUUCGAGUCCGCGUGGGAGAUCAGAAACUCGUGCAGGUGGCUCAGUGGUCUCCCGAUCCAGAACCCAUCCGGGGUACUCUAUCUGAUUCUGUAACCACCAUCUCGAGCGUUUUUUCCAGAGAGUCUACGGAGAUCUUCUUGAAAAAGGCCAGGAAGCGACUUACCAACAAUACCCGGGGCGCAAUCAUCAAGAUCAACGAAUUCGAUAUUGUUAUUAGCUAUGCGAGAGCUCAUUCGCCUGAGAUCAGUCUCUUUAUCCUGGACUUCCGCGUUGAGGGAUGUGAGGGAAGCAGUAUAUUUGGCAGCCCAGUUGAUGUCAGUGGAAAUUCCAGGUUAUCAAGCUUGGCUAGGAAGUGUUCGAGAAAGUGUAUUACUCAAAGAAAUGGCCGUGCUUCCCCCAAUGGGGAAGGGCGGGUAGCGAAUGUGGCCACAAAUUCAGAUUCGGAUUCAGACUCAGAUGCGUCAUCUCUGAGAUCCCAGGCCUAUGACUCCACUGCACCGCUUUCCCAAGAGCAAUUUAUAUCGCAAGCUCCAUGUCGGCGAUUAGAGAACCACCAAGUAUCUGCCAGAAAGGACGUUGUCCUACCUAAGAAGAGGAAUGCGACGUUGAUACUUUCUGCUCUUACUUCGAAAUCAAGACUAACAGAACCAAUCUCAACCAUUCCAAAAGAGAAACCGUGUCAAACGGGGAAAAGCAACAGGCCACUCUCUCCUGAAUUUGAUGCGGAUAUAGACCAAAUUCAAUUAGUCCCGUCUAUUGAGAAAACGUCCCCUAUUCAUGAGGAAAUAAACUCCAAUGGUUCUUGUGACGCCGAAUCGUUAUCUCCAUGUAGGAACCCGGUUGCAAGUACAUCCCUCUCGCACACCUCUGAUACUAGAUCCCCAAGAGUUAACAAGAGCCGUAAUAAAAAUAAUGUGGCAAGUCAAACCCGUCGCGACAAGUCAACCGAUAACACAGAUCCCAACACAUCCCCAAAAGCGCUUAAACCAACGGUUCAGAAAGAGAUGACCACUAACAACAACCCGAAGGCAAACGUGCAAACAGCCCGAGAUGACCCCUGGAAGAACAUGACGCGAAUCCGCCACCGGGAUGUUACAAUUCACAGAGACCAAGAAGAUAUAAUCCAGAUGAAGGAGUCCUGGGUUCCUCCAGAACCGGGGAAGCAGGCGCCACAAGCCCACGUCCCAAUACGUCUUUUGCAGGAAUGGAACGAUAUGCACUGUCGCAGGCCAUCAAGAGAAAAUAUGAACGGAUGCGCGGCUUCUCAGUCCACAAAUGAGGAGGACGACCUUGACUCUGAAUUGCUGAAAUCUUCGUCACAAGGCGAAGUACUGGACUCGGAAUGGGCUGCCACUCCCCAAUCAACAUCCUCUUCUCAUCUUGUUCCGCAAGACAGCAGCCCGCUCGCUAUGAGCGACAUACGUCCAUCACUCCUUUAUCCCUCACGCAAUGUGUCGGUUCGUAAUAAUGACAUUCUAACCCGUGACAAUGUGGACGAGUUGAAAGAUGGACCCGACAUCCCUGUCAAGUCACAAAAAGCAUCCGCUUUUGAUACCACUCCACCCAUUGAAGAUGACGACGAUUAUUCUGAGAUGGGAAUGGCAGUUCCGAACGGUUUGGGAAAUGUGAGCCAAACUAAUGAAGACUCUGGGGAUGAGGAGAUCCCAAGGUCUGGAGCUUUAAUCGAACAGACCCCUUAUGUCCAAGCAGUUAAACGGAAAAUGGCAACAACCAUUCACAGCCCGAGGAACACUGAUGAAGAUUCUGGCCAAAGCUAUAACAAGACAUCAUCGGACCCUCUUAUUCCUUCAACCUACGAUUCCCGUUGUUUAAAUGUUCACCCAGAGUCCUCUAUGUCCACUCGCGGAAAAGCCACUCGCAAUUCCGUAAAACACACUAGUCCUGCACCCACGGAGAGAUUUAACCUGCUGGAUUGCGGUUCGAUGGAUGGUGAUGAUGAAUCUAUGGCAGAAAGACAACUAGUGUCCGAUUUGGAUGAAUAUAUGCAAAGCACCCGUGAUGAGUAUCUGGAAGUAUCUGCUACAAUCCAAGCUCCAGGGACCGCGGAAGACGCUACUAAACCAUCUAGUCCCUCCGUUAAUAUACAUGCAUCUCAGACUGAAAUGAACUCCCCCCCGCUGAUUAUCGGAAAGCGGAAACGGAAUGAGAUAUCUCCCAAGAAUAGCAAUCCGUCUAAAGAGCCAAAGAUUUUUAGGUCACAAGCAUCCCGCCACAACAAACUCUCCAGCACGAUAAAACCCACGGAAUGUCGGCAAAUUGGUUUUGAACAUCGAUCUUGUUUCGGCAAUGGCAUAUUGCCAUCAAAAACAGAAGGCAUAUAUAAUAGGUUCAAGGCAGCCUAUCCACACUAUGCUGGUAGCAUUGACGAUUUCAGGAAGGCAUGCGAUGAACUACAGCACCAGCGGGAACAAAAUUUUAUGAAGCGAUCAUUUCUGUGGGACGAUUUCGUUGUGCGAUAUCCGUCAUAUGUCCUACAGUAUUGUGACGAUGGGGAAUCUUCUCACAUUGCUCCCUACGUGGAUUAUUUUCAAGGGGAAGUCAAAAAGCCAUCCUGCCGAAAGCGAAAUCUCACAGCCCGCGACCUGGACAUUGUCUUGGCUGACAGGGUAAAUGAGAAUGAAGCCAAAGAAACUUCCUUUAUGGAGAAUCACAGCAGAAGGUCUUCUUGGGCCAGUGUCCUAGUUAACGAACAAGAGCCCCAAACUCAAAACAAUAAAGUGGUACAUGUAUCGUCAUCAGACGAAGAAGCGGAUAAUGGUCAAGUACCGAGCAUCCCAGAGUCCAAUCAUGAAGAUUUACUGGUCAGUUUCGAGAUUGACCCGGAUAAAUCUCUUUCUAAAUCAAGUGAUGAGCUGGAUGUUCAGGAAACUGCUAGUGUCGAACUUGGAGAUCUGAACCCUUUUUUUCCUCUUUCUGAUUCUGAGAAAGAGAAUGCCACUGCCUAUGAAGAUAUUAUUAACGUUGAAACCGAAAUCAACCUCAUGUCGGAUGGAAUUUCUGAGUCAGUGGAAGAGCAUUAUUGCUCUCCUCUUGCUCCAACGACCACAAUGCGGGCCCCCUGCAGGAACCUCGAGAUUGACUCCGACGAUGAUAGCGUAAUGCUUGAUAAUUCCUCUUCGAACUCCAGCCUAUAUGAAAGUAAUCAAGAAGAGAACCAUGAUGCCAAGAAUGGCCCUGAAAAAGUAGACAGGGCUGAUCUACCGAAUGAACGCAGCCAAGUCUCUCUUAGAAGCCAAGCGAGACAAAUUUCAUCUCCACAACAGUCUCGAAAGCAAUACCGCCGCUUUUUCCACCCACCGCCUGAGUCUCCUCAAGACCCUUUGUGGGAUUUAUACAAUAAAGCGAACCAACCAAGUGACGUGAAUGAUCCAGAUGAUCCGAAGCAGUGGCAUAAGUCUCCAAAUACCCCAUUUAAGAUCUAUGCCCGCAAUGUGGCAAAGCUCCAGGCAGACUACGGGUUUCGGCAGGAUGGAUCCAAAGCGGAUCCAAUUCGUGUGGAUGAAGACGGCGUUGUUCGUCCCCCGCCGAUGGGGGAUCCACAAGGUAUGGGCUCGAUCGGGUGGAGUCUUUGA